This is a messenger RNA of Vespa mandarinia (Asian giant hornet), 1748 nucleotides long. RefSeq names its product lanC-like protein 2. NCBI's taxonomy places the organism in Eukaryota, Metazoa, Arthropoda, Insecta, Hymenoptera, Vespidae. The record is from RefSeq and is a predicted model, not a curated record. Gene Ontology annotation, biological process: carbohydrate metabolic process; peptide modification. Gene Ontology annotation, cellular component: plasma membrane.
AAAAAUAAGAAGUAUAAAAUUUGUAUAACAAAUAUUUUUCAAUUCAUCUGUCUUCAAAAAAGUAUAAUCUGACAUGUUUUCUUACUUUUGUUAGAUGUAGUUUUAAACAUAUUUUUCAUAUUUCAUCCAUAUCUGUCACUGAAGUCACAUACAUUACGAGGGUAAUGUGGUGAACAGCCUUAAACAUAAUAUUUUUAAAGGAAGUGGUUAAAAUCGAACGAGUCAUAAGAAAUUCCAUAUUUUAUAUCCAAUCCAUAGCCGGUAAAAGCAUAAUGGAAACUUCCCGAAAUUAUAAAAAUCCUUUUCAGGAUUAUUUAAGUUCAUCCUGUCUUACCGUAUUGAAGCCAGAAGAAAAUACUAUAGCAGACAACUUUAAAGUUUUGCUAAUUACAAAUACCAAAAGAUUGGUACAAAAAUUAGAAGAAAAUAAAAAUGAUUGGACUUACCAUGAUGAUCAUUCUAUUUAUACAGGAACUGCUGGUAUAGCAAAUAUGUUUCAACUUUAUGCUGAUUAUUUCAAUGAACCUGCAUAUUAUUCUAAAGCAAUAGAAUUGUUACAAACCUGUAUCAAAAAAUUUAAAUGGAAAAGGGAAAUAACUUUUUUAACUGGCUUAUCUGGACCAUUAGCACUUGGAGCAGUUAUAUUUCAUAAACAUGGAAGUAAGGAUGAUUCACAAAAUGCAAUAUCUAAAUUGAUGUCUUUAUCAUCCCAUGUUAUAAAUGAACGUAGUGAAAUACCAGAUGAACUACUGUAUGGAAGAGCUGGAUAUCUUUUUUCUCUUCUUUAUAUAAAUUCAAAUAUAUCUCCACCUCCUAUAAAAACUGAUAUUAUCAAACAGGUUAUCUCUAGUAUAAUAAAAUCUGGAAAUAUAUACUCUACAUCGAGACAUUACAAAUCUCCACUUAUGUAUUCAUGGCAUGAUACAGAAUAUCUUGGUGCAGCUCAUGGACUGGCUGGUAUUCUCUACAUACUCUUACAAGCUCGAGAUUAUUUACAUGAAGAACAACUGAAAAAUUAUAUACUACCAGCUUUAUAUUAUCUUCAAGAUCUAAAAUAUCCGUCAGGAAAUUUUCCUUCUUCGAUAGGAAGUAAUACAGAUAAAUUGAUACACUGGUGUCAUGGAGCUCCAGGAAUGACUAUGUUAUUUUGCCUUGCCUAUGAGAUAUAUUCGGAUAAGAAAUUUUUAGAAACUGCUAUACAAUGUGGAGAAGUAAUUUGGGAAAGGGGUCUGUUGAAAAAAGGAUAUGGAAUAUGUCAUGGAGUUUCUGGAAAUGCAUAUACAUUUCUACAUCUGUAUCAACAAACAAAGGAUCUAAAACAUCUAUAUAGAGCUUGUAAAUAUGCGGAAUGGUGCUGUAAUUAUGGAGUAAAUCAAAAUAGAAUUCCUGAUAGACCAUUUUCUUUGUUUGAAGGUCUUGCUGGUGUAAUUUAUUUUCUUAUAGAUAUGCAAAAGCCAAGUAUGGCCAAAUUUCCAGCAUAUACUUUAUAAAGUUAACAUUUUUGGAUUAUCGUAUUUAUUACAACACAAUCUUCUUUGUGAUUACUUUUAGAAAGAAUGCGUUUUAUAAUAAAGCUUUCUAUAUAAAAUUGGAUGAGAUGGUACUGCAAAUUGUUCUCAAGUAUAUUCAUUGUUAAAAUUGCUCGUACUUUAUACUCGUUAUACUAUAUGACCCUUGUGAAAAAAUCCAUAAAAGAGAGAAAAUAUGAUGAUAUAUUAUGGAUAUAAACGAGAUUAGUACAAAACAAA